UUUUGACUGCAUUUUCCAGCUGCAAACAUGGCUCAGAUCAACAUCUGCCUCAAACACAUCUUCACUGUCUUCAACAUAUUCUUCAUGGUUGUUGGUGGAGUUGUCAUCCUCCUCGCUUUUGUGGUGCCAGUUCUUCAUGAACAUUCAAGGAGGAUACAACCUGGAGGGUCACGCUACCAAACUCUUCAUUGUCUACAUCAUUGGUUUCAUCACCAUGAUGAUUGCUGUACUGGGAGCCUAUGGAGCCCACAAGGAGAGCAAAGUGGCCCUGAUCAUGUUCCUGGUGUUCAUGUUCACAGGAUGUCUGUUGAUGCUGAUGACUGGAAUCCCUGCUGCCAGCUCUUAUCCUCAGGUCAAAGGCAGAAUGGAGGAGAGAUUCCGCAAGUUUGUUCCUCUGGACAAAUCUCGAAAGGAUGUGAGGAACAUGGCUGUGGACAUUCAGAAACAGUUUCGCUGCUGUGGUCUGUUCAGCUACAAAGACUGGGAGAACAUCCCCGAGUCCUGUGUGUGCAGCCAGGAGGAGGAGAAGGAGGGCAAGUGUCAGACUCUGAGAAAAAACCUUUACCAGAUUUUAACACGGCAGAGAAAGUCCGUCUACACUAAGACCUGCUUUCCCACCAUCAUGGACCACAUCCAGUUUACUAACAAAAUCAACAUUGUGGUCAGCUUCACUCUGGCUAUUCUAGCUCUCCUUGGUGUGAUUCUUUCCUCCAUCAUGGUGUACCACCUGUAUCGCUUCAACAGCCACACCAUGAUGAUCCUCACGAGACCACCAAAAUACAACGAGAUGUGCAAACCUCCACCAUACUAGUCAAAGUAUGACAGAGUUUAUUUCUUUUGCUAGCUUGGUGCACAGAUUUCUGGAGCCCUGUCGAGUCUGUUUUCUUGAAUUUGAAAAUGACAUAUUUGGUUGAGGUUUAUAUCAUUGUGCCUUAUGUCUUCAUGAUGAAGUUGUCUAAAUUGAGAUCAUCAGUUUCAAGCGACUUGAAAAACGAUACUUAAUAAGCUUAAAUUGAAAUGAAAACGUCUAAAAUUUGACUGGACUCUUUUAACUCAACCUUUAUCAGAAAUCCUUAUUUUCAUCACAUUAACAAUGAGAAAAUGUCUAAAAAGGAAAAAUAACUGAAUCUAGUGAUUUCCAAAGCUGAACAGAGGUGAUGGCUUACAACACCAGCUAUUAGCCACCUACUAUGCAGUCUUGAGACCAUUCCCAGCCAAAUCAUUGCUCACUGACACCUUUGACUCAUGUGACCUGUUAUGUUUCUAGAAUGCAAUGUUACUGUUACUAAUUCUGUUUGCGAUGGUAACAUUUGAUGAAAUUAAAAGCCACAUUCCUUUUCUAUCUCAUGUGAAGUUUCUUAGUAAUACAAAGACAGUUAAGUUAUAUUUUGAAAACUGAGAACUGUGUUGAUGCAGCUACUUGUAAAAAUGUUUAUAAAGGGAAAUAUUUUUGUAUAUUGUUUUGGUAUUUUUAGUGUCUUCUUUGUGUCAUGUUUGAUUCUUCUGAUGUAAACUGUAAAUCUAAAGGUUUUACAGGAUUAAAUGGUGACAAAAGAAA
Molecule: messenger RNA, 1558 nt
Organism: Maylandia zebra (zebra mbuna)
Lineage: Eukaryota; Metazoa; Chordata; Actinopteri; Cichliformes; Cichlidae
Product: tetraspanin-8
Biological process (GO): transmembrane transport
Cellular component (GO): plasma membrane
Molecular function (GO): transmembrane transporter activity
Source: RefSeq, a predicted model, not a curated record